UAGAUGGUGAAUUUAUGUUUGAGAAAAUUUAUGAUGAUGUAUAUUUAGUUGUAAAAUAUGACACUCAUAUUUUUUCUAAAUAUGGAAAUUCGGUAAAUGGCUCAUGGCUAUAUCGACAGUUUGUUUACUUUGUGUUUUAUUUAACAGAAAAAAUGAAUAGUUAUUCUGAAGAAUACAGGCAAAUAAUGGGAACUUUAAACGAAGAAAAAAAAAAGUUAAUGGAAGAUUCAGAACAAUUAUUUAAAUUAGGUCAACAUAAGGGUUCUUCAAUGUUAUGGACUCCGAAGAAAAAUAUUAUAAACGUUACUGACUAUAACAAGAAAUAUUACGAAGACAUUAACAAAGAUAAGCACUGGUUAAUACAAUUUAUUUUUGCUAUUUGGAAUGUAAUGCAAUCAUCUACACAUUUGUUGUGUUACUUCUUUAUAUUUUACAACGCAGUUCAUAACUUGUACGAUUCAAUUUCAAUGGUGCCUGUUAUAAUGGUAGUUUUUUGGGGACAAUUAUCGGUACCCAGACCAACGAAAACAUUUUGGAUUGUUUUAAUUACGUACAUGCAAGUAAAUGAAGCAAACGUAUCAUAAACCAUAAAUUAAAUUCCAUGGAUACAAGAGGAAGUAACUUUGAAAAGUACAAGUUUAACAAAUUUUUAUUAUUAUCCAACCAUACGCCUGGGAAUUGGAGACUAUUCAUCUAAAAGACUAAUAGACCUAAUUGUUUUGUUAGCACUGUUUCUACACAGGUUAAUAUUAGUAUUAUAUCACAAAUAUUCACGAUAAUACUAACAAUGUAAACUUGUAGACGAACAUUAGUAAGAUUAGGUCUUUGGACAUGUAAUAAACACCAGACGCAAUGGGUUGUCGAUACAAAAAUGUUACAAUAUAAGAAUCCAAAAAUAUUAUCGUUAAGGAUGAUAAUGUUUAAGUAAAUAUUUAUCAUAUAAACGAUGAUUAGAAUGUUCUAAUUUUAAUUUCAAAUGUUUAAUGUUGAAUUAACCAUGCGUAUCAAAGUAUAAAAACUCAUUUAAGACCUAUACAUGAAUUUUAUCAAGACCUUCGACAGAAUCACAUCGAAGGAUCUGUGAACGUGUAUCCGACCAUGUUCUUGUUAAUAUUUUUAGGAAUACCCAUCGGAUUUCUAAAUUCAAAUGUAAGUAACUUAUUUGAAAACUGUUGAAAUCAAUAGAAAUUAGAAGUUUAGAGCAGUGGUUCUCAAUCUUUUUAGUACCGCGGCCCAAAUUUACCCUGAAAAAUCUUUCGCGACCCACAUGGUUUGACUUUUCAAAAAGUAGUUAUAAAAAACAAAAUUUGUAUUAUAUAAAUAUGUAUAAAUUUGUAAUAUAUACAUAUUUAGUAUUUUAUAGGUUUAUAACCAAUUUUUUUUUAUAAAUGUACUUUUAAUAAUGAGGUGUAUGCGAAAUAUGUGCUUGUUUUCUGUUAUGGUUAAUAACAGCAUUGACAUCAUAAUUCAAAAAAUUGUUUACGACCCACUAAAAAUUGACUGACGACCCACCAGUGGGCCGCGACCCACACUUUGAGAAACGCUGGUUUAGAGAAUAAUCGUCGAUGAUCUGUACAAUUUUAUUAAUUUGUAGGCUGUCACGGAUUCAGUCGAUAUAAAUCGAGUGACAAAAAUGUUUUUAAUAACAUUCUCAAUUGACGUGAUAUUUAUAGUCAUAGAUCGAUGGUUAUAUGCCAAGCGUUUUGUUCUAGGGAAAUUAAUUUUUCACAUAUUAUUUAUAUUUGCAUUUAUAUUUGAUUUAACGAAAAUCGAAUGGCAACAUAGUGGCUUGAUAGUAAAUCAAUUGUUAGCAUUCAACAUGUAUUUGUAUAUUUUAGUUUCGGCCUAUCAAAUAAGGAACGGUUACAUGUAUCGGCACGCGAGUUCAUUUCUUUGGUCACGAUAUACAUUAUUCAAUUUGAUGGCUUACAAAUUAUAUUAUUAUUGUCCAUUUGUACACGAAAUCCGUACAGUGUUGGAUUGGAUAUGGACGGAUUCGUCAUUGACAAUUAUGGAAUGGUUCAAAAUGGAUGAACUCUUUACUCAUGUGUGUUGUGUUAAGAGCAUAAAUAAUUUUCGUGAAUUAUUAGAUAGUAAACGAGGUAUGCAUGUAUCCUGGAUAUUUAAGCUAUGUGUUGGUGGCGGAAUUAUACUGGCGAUAUUGAUAAUAAUAAUAUUUCCAAUAAUAUGGUUUUCGAUGUUUGAAAGUAAACCAGACACACCGUCGUCAAUGGAAUUGACUGUAACAUUUGGAGAAGAUUCAACUGUUUUUUCCAGCAAGUCAGAUGACAUACAUAGAUUAGAUAUUCCAGAUCUAAUAUUAAUAAAACAGAUAUACUUAAACUCAUCGAAAGAAGAUAGAGAUAGUAUUUCGGAUUUUCUAAAUCAAUACGAAUAUGAUGAAAUAAGCUCAAUGAACGUAAUGCCACAGUCUAUAAAUACACGGCCCAUUACCACUUAUGAGUUCAACAAAUUUAAAAAGAUUAUUCUUACAAGUUUCAGUAUUAAAAUUUCAGCAGAAUGGGCAUUGACACACCAUGAUGGUGUUAAGGUGAGCCGUGGAAAAAACACAGUCAUGAUGACUGAUUACACUCAUUCAGUAUUGGCCGAUUGUCUCAAUAAUAUGUUAAAUAAAAGUUCUAAUGAUGUACCUGGUUCUUGUAAACAAGUGGUCAUACCCAAUCUAUUGCCAAAAUUUUUAGCAUUGUUUCUAAAAUCUACUGAAACGGCAGUGAGUUCGGAAUUGAUGAUUCAUAACCCAACUAAACCAUACAUGGACGUCGGUUUAACAUUUCACUACGACGACUUAUCUAAAUUUAAUUACUGGUGGGACAUGGUGGAAAUAUGUCCGAUCGAAAACGAAAACACCAGUUAUUUGAGAAAGUUGCCUUAUUCAUCGUGCGCUGAUAAUGAUAUAAAUUUGGGCACAACUAACAGCACUCGUAUGAAUACCAUGUAUAAUAUAUAUGUGUUUAGCGAUAGAUAUUCAAGCACAAUGCAAUUUUUAGACGACAGAGGAAUAAUCGGCUUAUACACUAUAAUUAUAGUUUAUUUUGGAUAUAAGUUUGCAUUUGAUAUAUUUCGCUCUUUCAAAUUCAAAUUGGGAUACACCGAAACACCUUAUCCAGACCGUAUAUUACAACUUUGUUAUGAAAUUUAUAUGGUUAGAUUCUUCGGAGAAUACGAAAUGGAAGAAGAUUUAUACGCAAUGUUAAUAUUUUUGUUUCGAUCGCCAGAAACGUUAAUUCGUUUUACAAGACGACCUCAAAUAAGAGAACCUGAAACAAGUGAACCUGAAACAAGUGAACCUGAAACCUCAGAAUAAGAAAUGCGAUGAACAUAUGUGUCUGACAAAAUAUGAAUAAUUAAACGAAAUGUAUUUUCUUUG
Messenger RNA from Rhopalosiphum padi (bird cherry-oat aphid), 3388 nucleotides. Its product is annotated as piezo-type mechanosensitive ion channel component-like. Gene Ontology annotation, molecular function: mechanosensitive monoatomic ion channel activity; monoatomic cation channel activity. Gene Ontology annotation, biological process: regulation of membrane potential; detection of mechanical stimulus; cellular response to mechanical stimulus. The coding region runs from base 1634 to 3325 and encodes 563 amino acids. NCBI's taxonomy places the organism in Eukaryota, Metazoa, Arthropoda, Insecta, Hemiptera, Aphididae. The transcript has 12 exons. Gene Ontology annotation, cellular component: membrane. The record is from RefSeq and is a predicted model, not a curated record.